Molecule: messenger RNA, 666 nt
Organism: Strongylocentrotus purpuratus (purple sea urchin)
Lineage: Eukaryota; Metazoa; Echinodermata; Echinoidea; Camarodonta; Strongylocentrotidae
Exons: 1
Coding region: 1-666 (221 amino acids)
Source: RefSeq, a predicted model, not a curated record
AUGAUAUUCUACAAGUUGGACUUCAUGUUAAAGUGGCCGUCUCGGGAAUCAAUUUCAGCUACCCUUCCAUCAGCCUUUAGAAAGAAGUUCCCGCGUUUGACAAGCAUCAUAGACUGCUUUGAGAUAUUCAUGGAGCAACCAAAAAACCUGCAUGCUAGAGCUCAAGUGUACUCAAAUUACAAAAAACAUACAACUGUUAAGGUAUUCAUAGCAUGCACUCCUCUUGGAGCUGUUUGUUACCUAUCUCCAGCAUGGGGCGGGCGUGUAUCAGAUGUAGAACUUGUAAGACAGAGUGGAUUCAUAGACCCUCAUCUCCAUGAACCUGGCGAUCAAAUCCUAGCCGAUCGAGGAUUCCUUCUUCAUGAUGACUUCGCUACGGUUUGCUCAGCAGAGCUUAUUACUCCAGCAUUUACAAGGGGGAAAAGUCAGUUGUCAGCAUGGGAUGUGGAGAAGUCGCGAGGAAUGUCGUCAAUUAGAAUCCAUGUUGAGCGUGUCAUUGGACUUAUGAAGAAUCGCUACACCAUUCUUCAGAACACUCUUUCAGUUUCCAUGGUGAAGUCACGGAAAGGCGAGGCAGAUGGUGACAACUUAUCCAGCAUAGAUAGACUGCUUCGGGUGUGUGGCAUUUUGGUCAAUCUCGGUGGGAGCAUUGUGUUCAAGGAUUGA